Striga asiatica is the source of this 321-nucleotide messenger RNA. The record is from the annotation of a GenBank genome assembly. NCBI's taxonomy places the organism in Eukaryota, Viridiplantae, Streptophyta, Magnoliopsida, Lamiales, Orobanchaceae.
AUGAAAACAGAGAGGAAGAGCGAAGAAAGCAUACGACAAUUUAUGAUGACUCACACUUUGGCACCUCCUCCAUACAUGCUGCCACAGAUUCUUAAGCUCGUUCUUCCUUAUAGAAUCGACGCUUUCUUUUCCAAAACAAGAAUUAUUAUGAAAAAUGGUGAUAAAUUCAAUCCAAAUCAUGGGGAAGCAAGACCCGAAUGGACCUCACAUGAAGAAACCUUUCCCAACAAACCACAGAGCCCUGUGUUGACUGCUGCUGCUGCUGCUGCACCUGCACGACACCUGAACCUUGAGACCUACUGGUGGCAGCUCCAUGGUUAG